AUGUCAACCGUGACCAACCUUGACGUCAAGAAUGUUACUCCACGGAUUCCUUCUGCUCCUCACGACUACUACCAAUAUGCGACCUUGCCGGACACAGGGUGGAUGAGAGUCUUGAUUCUUCAUCCUGGCAGUGGCUCGCUCUCUUGCAGUCUCCGGUGCCAAAAAAUCGAGGAGGCUGCAUUAGAUUUCGAAGCUCUAUCCUAUGUCUGGGGCAGCGACGUACCUCAAGACGCAAGCGACAUUGAAUGCGACAGCCAUGUCCUAAAGAUACGGCCGAACCUUGCUUCUGCACUCCUUCACAUCCGCAACGCUGAGCAGCCACGAUACCUUUUCGUGGACGCCAUUUGCAUCAACCAGGAAGACGAAGAAGAGCGGUCUCUACAGGUUCAGCAAAUGGGCGACAUUUACGCAAGCGCCUCGAAUGUACUCAUCUGGAUUGGGAGUGAUAGCGAUGGCGAAGCGAAUGAAUGCUUGAGAUUGAUCGAAACCACCAGUGCAGCUCUUGCAAACAUGAUUGAGCAUUACGAGGCUGUUGAACACAUUCCUCCAAUCGAACAUGGGAGUGGGCUCAUCUGUUUUGACUCUGACAAAUGGGACAUGGUUCGACGCCUGAUGGAUUCAGAGUGGUUUACUCGUGUUUGGGUCCUACAGGAAGUAGGACUUGCUCGAUCGGCUGUACUCUUGUAUGGCAAAUCAAGAAUGAACUGGAGCUACCUGGUCGAAUUGAUGCUCUGUGUCGCCUCACGUGCGGAUGUCGCUUCUUGUACUGGUAACAUCAAAUCUGGUAUCAUUUGGGACGCCUUCGAGGACAUCUGGCGAUCGUUCGGCAAUGCUGUUUCCUGGAGGAAUGAGUUGCCCCUAUCCAGAUCGGUGAACAGUAGGGGCGGCCACACGAGUCUGAUCAACAUUCUGAACGAUGGCCGAGUCUAUCAAGCAACUGACCAACGAGACCGUGUGUAUGCAUUUCUGAGUCACCCUAGUGCAUACUGGGGUGCUGAGAAUCCCGAGAGAGUUGUGGUAGCCGAUUACCGAAAAUCCGUCGAUGAUGUCUACCUUGAAGCAGCGAGUACUAUUCUGGAAUACGACCCGUAUGCCUGGACUACUUUGACCUGUGUUGACCAUGCCCCGAACUGCCCUUCACUCUGUGGCCAACGACCCUCAUGGGUGCCUAGAUGGGAUGAAGGGUGGCGCGUGUAUUGGUUGGGCUACCCCGAGAUGUGGUAUCGGGCUGGAGGCAAUGAUCUAACAGCAUUUCAGAUUUCGAUAUCAAAUUCGGAAUUACACCUAUCGGGCGUAGUCAUGGACUCCAUUGACUGGUCUUCACGGACAUUCGAUGCUGAAGAACUCAGACUCGAGCCACAAAAGAGAGAAGCGCCCAUACAAUCACUGUGGCAGGAGCUAGAAAAGUCCGGUUCCACCACAGUCUACGGCGAUGACAAUGAAUAUGCCUACAGCUUGGUGCUGGUAGCUGGCCGAGCAUCAGACGACGGACCUGCUGAAGACAAUCAUAAGUUACAUCGAUCUGUUUAUCAGGCAUACAAGGAAAUGCUACACGGCUGCGAUCACGAAGGCCCCACGGCGUCAUCAUCGACCAAAGGCUCUAGCUAUCAACGACAAGAAUUGCGGGAAACUAUCGAAGUCGAGACGCUUACAUACAUCAGCAACCAGCGCAGGGCUCUACACAGCCGGCGAGUCUUCCGCACAAGCAAAGGGUACUAUGGUAUCGGCCACAGCUCUGUCGAGGUUGGAGAUGUGUGCUGCGUGUUCAAGGGGGUAAACGUGCCGCUGAUUAUCCGAAAAGUGGCAGGGGAUGUGCAAGAGACCGCGCCUGAGGUGGAUGAAUAUAUCCUUGUUGGCGAAUCAUAUGUACAAGGUAUCAUGAAAGGAGAGGUGUUUGAGAUGAUAGAAAAUGAGGCGGCUGGGAAGGAUGGUGAGCUUGUUCAGCAGGAGAUAGUUCUGGUCUAG
Messenger RNA from Exophiala viscosa, 1965 nucleotides. Its product is annotated as heterokaryon incompatibility protein-domain-containing protein. NCBI's taxonomy places the organism in Eukaryota, Fungi, Ascomycota, Eurotiomycetes, Chaetothyriales, Herpotrichiellaceae. The coding region runs from base 1 to 1965 and encodes 654 amino acids. The record is from RefSeq and is a predicted model, not a curated record. The transcript has a single exon.